Messenger RNA from Artibeus jamaicensis (Jamaican fruit-eating bat), 4451 nucleotides. RefSeq names its product laminin subunit beta 3 (gene LAMB3). Lineage: Eukaryota; Metazoa; Chordata; Mammalia; Chiroptera; Phyllostomidae. Gene Ontology annotation, cellular component: basement membrane. Gene Ontology annotation, biological process: axon guidance. Bases 550 to 4068 code for a protein of 1172 amino acids. The transcript is spliced from 24 exons. The record is from RefSeq and is a predicted model, not a curated record.
AGAAGUGUGAGCAGGGUCCUGGGAGGGCGGACCUGGACGUGGGAAAUCACGUCCUGGGUGCGCUCAAGGAUGGUCCAGGACACAAGAGGAAGCUGAUCCCUUGAGAAAACACCGAGUACAGUGCCUUUCACAAAUGCCAGGGCUCUUCCUGCUCUCCGAACCCUGGUCUGGAAUGACCAUGAAUAUUGGCCUGGUGCUUUCGGUUUGCAGUGUUCCCCUCUGCCCCCAACAGCACGCGAAGGCAGGUGGGCACUGCCAGGCUUGCUGUGAGGCCUCGGGGACCAGCCCACUUGCCCAGUCCUGUCCUGGGGCUGUGGGGGUGCAGUGACGGCGGAUGGGCGUGCCAGCCGCCAGAUUCCUGAGACCCGCCCUGCAGUGGGCUGCACCCAGCCAGGGAGUCUCCUCCAGAGGUGAGGCCGUUGUUUAAAAACUGGGAGCCAGGAGCGGAGACCCCCUCAUUCAAGGGUGCUCUCAGGCGAUCUGGAGAGAGAACAGUGGCAGCAGGGAGCCAGGCGAGGUCCUCUCUGGGGGUCAUCCUAUUGGCUGAAGAUGAGGCGACUCCUUCUCCUUUGGUUUGUCUUUCCCAGCCUCCUGUGUGCCCAGCAAGCCUGCUCCCGUGGGGCCUGCUAUCCCCCUGUUGGGGACCUGCUCAUUGGGAGGACCCAGUUUCUUCGAGCUUCAUCCACCUGCGGACUGACCAGGCCCGAGACCUACUGCACCCAGUAUGGCGAGUGGCAGAUGAAAUGCUGCAAGUGCGACUCCAGGUUGCGUCACAAUUACAACAGUCACCGAGUGGAGAACGUGGUUUCGUCUUCGGGCCCCACGCGCUGGUGGCAGUCACAGAACGAUGCAAACCCUGUCUCUCUGCAGCUGGAUUUGGACAGGAGAUUCCAGCUUCGAGACAUCACAGUGGACUUUAAGGGCCGCCUGCCCGCCGGGAUGCUGAUUGAGCGCUCCUCGGACUUCGGUAAGACCUGGCAGGUGUACCAGUAUCUGGCUGCUGACUGCACGUCUGCCUUUCCCCGAGUCCACCAGGGCCAGCCUCAGAGCUGGCGGGACGCUCGGUGCCGGUCUCUGCCCCAGAGGACUAACGCGCACCAAGAUGGGGGCAAGGUCCAGCUUAACCUUAUGGAUUUAGCCUCUAGGAUUCCAGCAACUCAAAGCCAAAAAAUUCAAGAGCUGGGGGAGAUCACAAACUUGAGAAUCAACUUUACCAGGCUGGCACCUGUACCCCAGAGGGGCCAAUUUCCCCCCAGUGCCUACUAUGCAGUGUCCCAGCUGCGUCUGCAAGGGAGCUGCUUCUGCCAUGGCCAUGCUGACCGCUGCGCCCCUGAGCCCGGAGCGCCCGCAGGCCCCUCCACCACGGUGAAGGUCCAUGACGUCUGCGUUUGCCAGCACAACACCGCCGGCCCCAAUUGUGAACGCUGUGCACCCUUCUACAACAAUCGGCCCUGGAGACCUGCGGAGGACCAGAACCCACACGAGUGCCAAAGAUGUGACUGCAACGGCCACUCAGAGACCUGUCACUUUGACCCAGCUGCGUUUGCCAAUAGCCAGGGGGCCCACGGAGGGGUGUGUGACAACUGCCGGGACCACACGGAGGGCAAGAACUGUGAGCGGUGCCAGCUGCACUAUUUCCGGAACCGGCGCCCUGGUGCCCCCAUUGAGGAGACCUGCAUCCCCUGCGAGUGUGACCCGGAUGGGGCAGUGCCCGGGGUCCCCUGCGACCCAGGGACCGGGCAGUGCGUGUGCAAGGAGCAUGUGCAGGGGGAGCGCUGUGACCUGUGCAAGCCUGGAUUUACAGGACUCACCUACGCCAACCCUCAGGGCUGCCAUCGCUGUGAUUGCAGUGUCCUGGGGUCCCGGCGGGACAUGCCCUGUGAUGAGGAGAGCGGCCGCUGCCUAUGUCUGCCCAACGUGGUGGGCCCCAAAUGUGACCAGUGCGCUCCCUACCAUUGGAAGCUGGCCAGUGGCCGGGGCUGCGAGCCCUGUGCCUGUGACCCACACAACUCCCUCAGUCCCCAGUGCAACCAGUUCACAGGACAGUGCCCCUGUCGGGAAGGGUCGGGGGGCCUGACCUGCAGCGCUGCCUCCAUCCGCCAGUGUCCCGACCAGACCUACGGCGACAUGGCUGGGGGAUGCCGAGCCUGCGACUGUGACUUCCGGGGGACCGAGGGCCCAGGCUGUGACAAGGCCUCAGGCCGCUGCCUCUGCCGCCCUGGUUUGACUGGGCCACGCUGUGACCAGUGCCAGCGAGGCUACUGCAACCGCUACCCUGUGUGCGUGGCCUGCCAUCCUUGCUUCCAGACCUACGACGCCGACCUCCAGAAGCAGGUCCUGCGCCUCAAUAGCCUCCUCAACGCCACUGCCGCCCUGAGGCUCCGUCCGGGCCUGGAGGACCCUGGCCUGGCCUCCCGGAUCCUGGAUGCCAAGAGCAAGAUAGCGCAGAUCCAGGCCAUUCUCGGCGGUGCCCCGGCCACGGAGCGGGAGGUGGCCCAGCUGGCCAGUGCCAUCUUCUCUCUCAGGCGAACCCUCCAGGACCUACAGCAGCCUCUGCCCCUGGAGGAGGAGGCCUUGACCCUCCCAGGAGACCUGGAAAGCCUGGACAGAAGCUUUAAUCGCCUCCUCAUUAUGUACCAGAAUAAGAGGGAGCAGUUUGAGAAGAUGGGCAGCGCGGACCCUUCAGGAGCCUUCCAGAUGCUGACCACAGCCCACCAGCGGUCAUCCCAGGCUGCCCAGCAGGUCUCCAACAGCAUCCACCGGCUGGGCCAAGUCAGGGACAUCCGGAGAGAGGCAGAGAGGCUGGAGAAGCAGGUGGGAGGCGGAGGAGGAGCCAGCGGCCCACAGCUGGCCGCCCUGAAGCUGGAGAUGGCUUCCCUGCCUGAUCUGACACCCACCGCCAACAAGCUCUGUGGGGGCUCCAGGCAGACAGCCUGCACCCCAGGAGCGUGCCCUGGGGAGCUCUGUCCCCGAGACAACGGCACGGCCUGUGGCUCCCACUGCAGAGGUGCCCUUCCCAGGGCUGGCGCGGCCUUCCGGACGGCGGGGCAGGUGGCCGAGCAGCUGCGGGCCUUCAACACCCAGCUCCAGCAGACCAGACAGAUGAUCAGGGCGGCCGAGGAAGCCGCCUCGCAGGUGCAAUCCGACGCGCAGCGCCUGGAGACCCAGGUGAGCGCCAGCCGCUCCCAGAUGGAGGAAGACGUCAGACGCACGCGGCUCCUUAUCCAGCAGGUCCGGGACUUCCUCUCAGACCCUGACACCGAUGCGGCCACCAUCCAGGAGGUCAGCGAGGCUGUGCUGGCCCUGUGGCUGCCCACGGACUCUGCCACAGUCCUGAGGAAGAUGAACGAGAUCCAGGCCAUUGCAUCCAGGCUCCCCAACGUGGACCUGGUGCUGGCACAGACUGAGCAGGACGUCGCCCGAGCUCGCAGGCUCCAGGCUGAGGCGGAGCAGGCCAGGAGCCGAGCCCACGCAGUGGAGGGCCAGGUGGAGGAUGUGGUUGGGAACCUGCAGCAGGGCACCGUGGCGCUGCAGGAGGCUCAGGACACCAUGCAAGGCACCAGCCGCUCCCUUCGGCUUAUCCAGGACAGGGUUGCUGAGGUUCAGCAGGUGCUGGGGCCGGCGGAGAGACUGGUGACAGGCAUGAUGGAGCAGCUGGGUGACUUCCGAGCACGGAUGGAGAAGCUCCGCCACCAGGCCCAGCAGCAGCGGGCACAGGCGGCCCAGGCUCAGCAGCUCGCGGAAGGCGCCAGCGAGCGGGCACUGAGUGCCCAGGAGGGAUUUGAGAGAAUAAAGCAAAAAUAUGCCGAGCUGAAAAACCGGUUGGGCCAGAGCCCCAUGCUGGGGGAGCAGGGCAGCCGAAUCCUGAGCGUCAAGACGGAGGCAGAGGAGCUGUUUGGGGAGACCAUGGAGAUGAUGGACAGGAUGAGAGACAUGGAGUCGGAGCUGCUGAGGGGCAGCCAGGCCAUCACUCUUCGCUCAGCAGACCUGACAGGGCUGGAGAAGUACGUGGAGCAGAUCCGCGACCACAUCAACGAGCGGGUGCUCUACUACGCCACCUGCAAGUGAUGCUCCAGCUGCCAGCUCCCUGGGCCCACACACCUGCCCUCUCUGCUUUGGGGGACAGACUGGUUUGGAAUGCUUUCCAGCUCCUUUUAUGCAGCUGAAAGCACCUCCUGGACCACCCCUGGUGUGCAGGAGUAAGGUUACUCUGGGCCACAGCUGAGCCUGAGCUGACGGGACUACCACAUUUGAGGGACAAGGGAUGGCAGAGGUGAGCCCUGUCACCUCUGUCAUGUGAUCAGAAACUCCCAAGUGGAGGGAGCUUGGCUGGGCUGUGUCCUCGCUCUGUGUUCUCCACUGAGGCUGAAUUCUGGACCAACACAAAACUUAACCCAAGUGAUAUACAAACAAAAACGCCUAAUAAAAAUCUUUGGAAAGGAUUCUAGAGG